GCACGUUGGCAAAGCAAUGAUUGCUUUCUCGCUUGUGCGUUUUCUUCAGUUGCGACUAGCUGCUCGGCAUGGAUCGCGAGGGGAAGCCAAGCAAACGACGUACUAGUGCUGGUUCUGGGAGCAUGGAGCAGCCUCUGAAAAAAACGAAGGGGACACCGACGGCUGGCGUGGGGGUUGGCGGCACACCAGGGUCUAAGGGUCACCGAACCCCUGUGCUGCGGGGUGCGCCUUCUACGGGCACUUCUUCCGCCCAUAUUCGAAGUUCGGGACCGGAUUCGGCUGUGUUGAUGAGUGGUGGGGCUGCGGAUCGAGAAGAGGAGGCUACUGGUCGGCAGGGAAAAUCUGCGAUGGACGUUGUGCCCAGGCGUAAAAGGUCUGGUGACAUGUCCGUUGCAGGUGUGGGAGACGAGGUGCCUGUCGUCAACCACCAAGACAAGUGUUGGAUGUUGGAUUGGGUGGGUGGAAUCGGGGAACGCUCGGGUGGGCUGGUUUUGUACGUGGUGAUAAAAGAUAACAUUGUUCCGAUUGGCGGUGUGGUUAAGUGGAGUGGGGAAAAAUCGUCGUCGGCCAUGUUGGAGUUGACGAUGGUCCUUAACGCUAGAGGUGAGCGGGUGGCGGGUGUCAAACGCGUUGCUCUUCGUUGGGCCAAACAUGCUGGGUACGGCAAGAGGCUUUAUGACAUUUUCAAUCCGCCCGAGACGGAGAAAUUGACGUUGCCGGACCUUCGAUCGAUUUUCGCAUUCUUUGACAGAUAUGUGGUCGCAGGGCAUGAGCCGGUGGUGCAUUCUUCCGACCGCAUAUCUGAACCGAAAAGCAUGCUUUUGUCGUCCUUGGAGGCGGCUCCGUCGUCGAAACCGAUCAUUAUAGGUGCCCGCCCUCCACCAUCACUUCGAACUACGGUUGCUGCAACACGAGUUUCGAAAUCUGGGCAGAUCGGGGAGAAAGGUCCGUGUUGCGGCCAAAUCGUACCGUCAGCCCCUGUGAAGCGUAGACCAACAUCAACCAAGGAACCCGUUUCCUUGGUCUGCCCGUCGUGCUAUGAGUUGGCCAUUCCUGCUGGGCCACAAUAUUUUGGAGAUGACGACGAGGAGAAGAGCGCAGAAGAAUGGGAGCGCGAUGAAGAACGCGAAGAAUAUGAGGAGGGUGGCGAAGAAGAGGAAGUAGAGAGUGAGCACACAAUCAGCGAGAGGGGUGGGCCGGGCGAGUUGGAGGGUCGUCUAGGGGUUGAGUAUGAGGACGAAGGGCAAGAAGAGGAAACGAACGGCAAGGGAGGGUAUGCAGAUGUGCAUCGGGGUUCCAAACGAACGCAGCUGCUCGCGUCGGGUCAUGGGCAUUGGGAAGCGGAUCCAGGGCGCGGGGAAAUGCACCGCGAAGUUGGGGUCGAGCCGGCGGAUGCCGAUGCAGUCCGACUAGCUGAGAAGAAAAGGAAGAUGAGGCAAGAGAGGAGAAGUGCUAUGGACAAAAUGGCCCGACUGAAAAAAAGUGUGAAAGUGGGCUUUGGGCGGCAGUUCCCUGUACUUCCGUGUAGAAGUGGAGGAGCAAGCGGCGUCGAUAUCGGCAGCCCGUGAAAGCAAAAUAUUUGUGAAGAUACGUCCUUUCCGUCCACUAUGGUGCAACUCGAAUGAAGUCACGCCAAUCGU
Molecule: messenger RNA, 1640 nt
Organism: Chara braunii
Lineage: Eukaryota; Viridiplantae; Streptophyta; Charophyceae; Charales; Characeae
Source: the annotation of a GenBank genome assembly